Molecule: messenger RNA, 978 nt
Organism: Sclerotinia sclerotiorum 1980 UF-70
Lineage: Eukaryota; Fungi; Ascomycota; Leotiomycetes; Helotiales; Sclerotiniaceae
Exons: 1
Coding region: 1-978 (325 amino acids)
Biological process (GO): mitotic sister chromatid cohesion
Cellular component (GO): nucleus; chromatin
Molecular function (GO): protein-lysine-acetyltransferase activity
Source: RefSeq, a predicted model, not a curated record
AUGUCUGACAUUCAUGAAGGUGAUUUGCAAGAGCUUGGCGGUGAUUUUACGGAUGAUUCGCGAGUUGAAAUGAUGGAACGUUAUCAUGAUGCUCAAGAUAUGAGAGAUCAUGCCAUCAUCGACCAUGGUAGUCUUCUCCCUCUCGCUGAUCAACCCCUCGACAUCCCAGAACGGGCAAAGCUCAAAGCCGAUAUUGCUCGACCAAUGGGUUUUGCCCUUCAUCAACAAAUUCUAGAUCUAGGCCAAUCUUUCCAUAAUAAGUGUCAAAACUGCGGUAUGCAGUACGCUAUAAACGUCGCCGCUGAUCAACGACUCCAUGAUAACUUUCACAAGAUCUUUCGCAUGGGCGGACCUACUUUUAAGCCUAAAUAUUUCAAUACCCAAACAUGGCAAAAGGUAAUUGAAAGCGAACUCCACAGUAUUCAAUGCAUUAGCUACAAAGAAUCUAGUCCUAUCCGAAAUCUCGUAGAAAACAUCUUGGAAGCCACCUUAAUGGAUAUGGAUGGCAUCCUACCAAAAUCCGAACAACUCUGGUCCAUGAUAACCAGUCCGAACGACUCCGAAGAUCUCAUCCCCGUCCCCCGCUACAAGGUCUUCCUCUACCUCAUCGGCGCCCGACCAAUUGGUAUUCUCCUCGCUGAGCGAAUAGGCAAAGCAAAUACCAUCACGACCACGACCCAAAACUUCAAGAAUAUCAUCCCUUCCCCAUGUAUUAACACAUCUAUUAUCCCUCCAGAAUCCAUAACCCCCAUCCCACAUGAGGCAUACAUGUGUAUAGAUCGACUAUGGGUACACUCUGAUUUCCGACGCAAGGGUAUCGCUACCGCGCUGGCUAAUCAGGCGAGAGAAAAAUUUAUACCUGGGCUGAUUGUGGAGAAAGGGGAAAUGGCUAUUAGUUAUCCGACUUCUGUGGGUGAAGUUUUUGCGAAGAGAUAUUUUGGGGGGGUUUUUGAGGGGGCGAGGUUUGCGGUUGGGUGA